This is a messenger RNA of Otolemur garnettii (small-eared galago), 2355 nucleotides long. RefSeq names its product dynein axonemal heavy chain 12 (gene DNAH12). Gene Ontology annotation, biological process: microtubule-based movement. The record is from RefSeq and is a predicted model, not a curated record. Gene Ontology annotation, cellular component: dynein complex. The transcript is spliced from 16 exons. Bases 1 to 2355 code for a protein of 784 amino acids. Lineage: Eukaryota; Metazoa; Chordata; Mammalia; Primates; Galagidae. Gene Ontology annotation, molecular function: minus-end-directed microtubule motor activity; dynein intermediate chain binding; dynein light intermediate chain binding.
AUGUCAAAUCCAGACAAAGCUGCCAUCGCAGCACAAAAGGAGGCUCUGAACUUGAAGUUACCUCGCAUUGUGCGUCCCCCAGAAAACAUAGGUGUUGGAACACCAGUACAAAGUAAAUUGCUAACCUACAGAAGAUCCAAGGAGCAGCAGAAGAAAAUUAAUCAGUUAGUAAUUGAUGGAGCCAAAAGAAAUUUAGAUAGAACAUUGGACAAAAGAAUACCUCCGUUACCAGAGGUCAAUUAUCCUCCAACUAUGACCAGUGAAAUUAAAAAAAAAGGAUUCAACUACCUUUAUAUGAAGCAAUGUGUAGAAAGUAGUCCAAUAGUACCUAUUCAGCAGGAAUGGGUGGAUCACAUGUUAAUGCUGAUACCUGAGUCUUUAAAAAUAGGGAAAGAAAGAGAAGAACUCAUUGAUAGUCUCAUAAAAGAAGUGUCAAAUGACUUUGAAAACAGUAUGAAGAGAUAUUUGGUGCAGAGUGUUCUUGUGAAACCACCAGUUAAAUGGCUUCCAGAUGAAGGAGGACCUUUACCUGAAUCCCCUGUAGGCCAAGAUUUUUCUAAUCCCUGGCAUUCUAGCUAUGUGCAGGCAAGAAAUCAAAUAUUAUCUAAUUUGUACAUUGUUCAUUCAACUAUGCAAACGUUACUGGACCUUGGUUAUACAACAUUUUCUAAUAUAGUUUUACUGGACUUAAAAGGAAUUAGAGCUAAAGGCCCAAUUGAUUGUGAAUCACUGAAAACUGAUCUAUCAAUACAAGCUAGAAAGGCAGAAGAGAAGAUAAUGAAUACAUGGUAUCCAAAGGUUAUAAAUCUCUUUACUAAGAAGGAGGCCUUAGAAGGCAUAAAACCUGAAAAAUUGGAUGCAUUUUAUAACUGUGUUUCCACACUUAUGUCAAAUCAGCUAAAGGAUCUCUUAAGGAGAACUGUAGAAGGAUUUGUAAAACUCUUUGAUCCACAAGAUCAACAGAGGCUGCCAAUAUUUAAGAUGGAAUUGACAUUUGAUGAUGAUAAAAUGGAAUUUUAUCCUACCAUACAAGAUUUGGAAGAUGUUGUUUCGAGUGUGGUAGAGCGAAUAGCUGAAGCUCUGCAGACUGUCCAAACAGUACCCUCUUGGCUGUCAGGAACUUCAACUCCUGUGAAUCUUGACACAGAACUUCCUGAACAUGUGUUACAGUGGGCUCUCAGUACUCUGAAAGCGGCAGUACAACAGAAUUUAGAAGGUGCAAGAAAACAUUAUGAGACAUACGUCGAAAAAUAUAAUUGGCUUCUUGAUGGGACUGCGGUUGAGAUGAUAGAGACUUUUCAAGCAGAAGAUCAUACUUUUGAUGAGUACACAGAGUUUAUAGAAAAAUUUUUCAAUCUUGCCUCAGAAAUAAUGCUUUUGCCUCAGUGGGUUCAUUACCCUAUGGUGCGUUUGGAUUGUGAAGAUUUGAAGACAGGCCUGACAAAUAAAGCAAAAGCCUUUGCAAACAUAUUAUUAAAUGACAUAGCUUCAAAAUAUAGAAAAGAAAAUGAAUUCAUUUGCAGUGAAUUUGAGGCAAUUAAAGAGCGUGCUCUAAAAAUCCCUGAGACAACAGAAGAAAUGAUGGAUAUGAUCUCUUAUAUAGAAAGAGCCCGAACUGUAGGAAUUGUAGAGUUGAGUUCAAGGAUCCAGGAAUCCAAACGUCAAAUGAGUUAUUUUUUAGAUGCUUUUCUAUUUCCUCAAGAAGACUUAGCUUUAAAUGCAUCUGUCCUCACGUGGCCUACGAAAAUUAAUCCAAUCUUUGAUGAAAAUGAGGAGCUCAUUGAGAAUGCUAAACAAAGAAAAGAAAAUGAACUAAUAGCCAAGAGAGAGAAACUGAUUUUGGAACUAGAAAAGGAGUCACGCCGCAUGGAAGAAUUUGCAGAAUUUGCAGAGCUGGACAGGAUGCAACAGUAUGUGACAGAUGUAAGACAACUACAAAAACGUAUUCAAGAAUCUGAAGAAGCAGUUCAGUUCAUUAAUAAGGAAGAGGAACUUUUCAAAUGGGAAUUGACAAAAUAUCCUGAACUGGAUAAAUUGAAAGUUAACAUUGAGCCCUAUCAGAAGUUUUUUAAUUUUGUUUUGAAGUGGCAACGAUCAGAAAAACGGUGGAUGGAUGGAGGAUUUUUGGACCUCAAUGGGGAAAGCAUGGAAGCUGAUGUAGAAGAGUUUUCUCGAGAAAUUUUUAAGACACUGAAAUUUUUCCAAACAAAGCAAAAGAAAGAAUUGCAAGAAAAACGAAAGGCAGCAAGAAAACGAUCUGUAGAGGAAGAUAGACCUGAAGAAGAACCAAAGGAGACUCCUACUAUUACUAUGUGCAACACAGUAAUGGACCAGAUUAAAGUUUUUAAGGUAUAA